Messenger RNA from Magallana angulata, 7878 nucleotides. RefSeq lists its product as uncharacterized. The record is from RefSeq and is a predicted model, not a curated record. Gene Ontology annotation, molecular function: protein binding. The coding region runs from base 558 to 4277 and encodes 1239 amino acids. NCBI's taxonomy places the organism in Eukaryota, Metazoa, Mollusca, Bivalvia, Ostreida, Ostreidae. The transcript has 20 exons.
UGUCUGAUAAGAUUUGAUUUUCUAAAAAUGACACAGAAAACAUUUUGUUUUCCUUAUCAUUUAAUGUUUGUUUCCAAACAGUUUGUUUGGUUUUUCCAGUUUCAUUAUUAACGAAGAACAUCACAUCUAAUAACUGUUCUUUUUCCUGAUAUUAGACAUAUCAAUAGACGAGCCAUGUUUUAUUAUCAGAGACGAUUACUCGAUGAUUAGGGAAGGAAUAUUUGAUGUACCAUAAUGAUGAGAAGUGGUUCGUAAAAUUAGGUCAUAAUGAAGGAUUCAUAUAGUACAUCAUGCUGACCGCAUGACCCCGGAAAAUUGACUAACGGUCGAUUGGUCUAUCAGGCAAUUUUGACAAAUUGGCUGAUGGAGGACUGACCAUAUAUGGAUUAUGUUAAACAUCUACUCUUUAUCAACGUGCGGCCAGGCCGACGACGCUAUGCUGGAUACUUUUUUCGUCAGUAAAUUGAAGCAAUGAUGCAUACUUACAGGUCAAAUUAAUCUAGAUGCUCAACAUUGGAGGAAGUAAACAACUGUUGCUGUGUUAAGGAGUGGAAACCAUGCAUCUGCUUUCACAUUGGUUUGUGGUGGGAUUUCUUCUCAGUUUGAUCCCAAUAUUCCAAGCAUUUUUUUUUCAACCAUCGGGAGAGUUGACUCCAAAAUAUCCAUUGAUUUUAAUAAAUCAGACAUUGGAGCUCAAUUGUACAGUAUUUCCUGACUCUGGCUUGAAUACCAGUCUUUUGAAGUUUGAGCUUCCACUUAACAUAGAGGCGAGCUCUGAUAUGCUAACUGUAGUGGGAGACAGGACGCUGUUGUUGAAAAAAACUAUCAGCAAGAUCGAAGACAAAGGCAGCUACAAUUGUUGGAGGGUUAAUGAAAUAGGCUCUCCUGUUAGUAUGGUCGGCUCUGUCAAUCUUAUUGUAGAAUAUGAAGAUGUGAGGAAUGUCACAGAUUUUCAAUGUAUUUUGGACAAUACAAGUAAUCCACAAGAGUUCCGCUGUAACUGGAAUUUAGGAAAGUACCUCAAUCCUGCAUACCUAGAUGUUAACAUAAUUUUGUCAGUAGACAAUGGACAGAAUAGUGUCAAUUGUCCACAGAAGAAAAUUAGAGAGCAGUGUGUCUGGACAGAACAUGAUGAGCCAAGCAUUAAUUCCAUGUCUAAAAUAGUCAUACUUAACGUCACAAACUUAGAGUUCAAGACUUCCAAGAUAUUUAGAAAGGAAUUCUGGACACAGAACAUUAGUAAACCUGCACCCCCAAACUUCAUCAACGCCUCCUCCUCCUCCCUGGAGAAAUGUGGCUGUGCCUCCAUUACCUGGGCGACCAUACCCGGAGGAGUGAACACAACCUCUUCUGUCACUCUGAAGUCAAAGUGGAACACCGUCCCUCUGACUCACACUGUGAAUACAGACAGCAGUCUGGAAGUCUGUAACCUGGUACCAGCCACCAAUUACAUAGUGGAAAUCAAGAUCAAACCUGUAGGGGGAAUGUAUUACAGCAACACGGCAGAUAUGGACUUUGAAACUUGUCACACAGCCCCAUCUUCGGCACCUCAUAUGGAAGCCAGUGGAUAUUUCAGUAGAGACUGUGCCAAUGGAGAUCGCCCUGUGGUGGUGUAUUGGGAGAAAAUUAACCAAAAGUUCCAUAACGGGCAUUUGUUAGAGUACAAAGUGUUUGUGGACGAUGCAGAAGUGGGAGCAAGGGGUCCUCAAGAAGUGUCCUCCUCUCUCUCUAUACCAUGCGAGGGGCAGCAUAAUGUGUCAGUCAGAGGCUGUAAUCAACAAGGGUGCUCUCCAAAGGCCUCCAUUCUGAUUCCAAGCUACAGAGAAACAGUGGAUCUGCAGAGAGUUGUAAUGGAACAAUCAGAGAGUGAAGUUCACCUGACCUGGUUUGGAACUGAAAAUGAGGCUUUAACAGCUGUAGACAUUGCCUGGUGUAAAAUGAGACCUGCAGGUUUCAAAUGUAAAGAUGAAAUCCAUAUUCUUAGAAGUGAAAAUGCUAACAGCAUAGUUCUGCUUCAAGAAACAAUCGGUCCAUAUAUUGAUGAAAAGCUCUUUGGUGUAGCUGCCAUCAAUAAUAGAAACAUCAGCAGUGGAGUUACAUGGCAGGAUGAAUGCAGAUAUGUAAAGAAUGCAGUGCCCCCAGCUGUUCAGCAUGUGUCCCUGCUCCCCUCUCUCCCAAAGAACAGUCUGACCAUAAGCUGGGCUCCGAUCAAAUGUGACUCAGGAACUAACAACGCUUAUAUCAACCAAUACCAGAUCAUCUACUGCCAGCAGCCUACAGCGGACACCUGUGAUACCUCAGAGGUUUCCAUGGUGAAUGUGUCUGCGUGGGGUAUUACUCAGUAUACUCUCAGAGAUCUGAGGCCUGAUGUGGAGUAUGGAGUUAUGGUCAGGGCCCUAUCUCUGACAAAGGAGGGACCACAAAGUAAAAUGAUUACUGGACGGCCCAACAAUAACGAUUUAUCUGAGGAACAAGUCGUAGGCAUUGUAAUAGGAUCCAUAUUUGUCCUCAUUUUUGUUGCUGCUGGGUGUUUUUGUGUGAUCAGACAAGUGAGAAAAGCCUUACACCUGAAUGAAAAGUUUGAAAUUGAAACUCCUUCUGUUGUUCCAUACAGGGAUACGCCUAGUGGUGUCUUUCCGCGUUACCAUAGUCUUGCAUUGCCCUCAGAUAGGUCUAGCCGCCUCCCUCUGAUCACAGCAAAUGGAACUGCAAGACACAGCAGUUCUGAUGACCGCAGUUAUUCAGAGGUAAAAGCCAUAGAGCAAGAAGGAGAAAAGCACUGUGUUGUAAACAGCACCUCAAAGUCCAAUGGAGGUACAUUGGCCCUGGACGAUAUUCCACGGCAAAUCAGCAAAGAUAGCGGACACGGAAGUAUGUCUCCCACCUCUGUAAACCAGCCAACUACUCCUGACAAGACAGUGCAAGAGAAGGAAUUGAUGUCGAACGCUGAAUUUAUUCCACAUGGAUAUGCCAAGGCAACAGCCAUUAAUACACGCUGUUUUCAUGGUAAUGAUCAUGAAAAUGGAUCCUUUGAUACUGGAGAAGAAAACUCUCCAACAGACUUGAAAGAAUCGUCUUGCCAGUGCAAUGAUCUCUCAGGAAGUGGCAACUGCUUAUUACCAAACAACACUAGCCCGCAAUCUUCAGAGACAUCCAAAGAAAUCAAUCAAGAUCACUCCCAACAUACCAAGCAAGGAACAGUUGAACUAACUUUAAAUUAUGUAUUUUACCAAGCAGACAACACCCAACAUUCCUCUCACGAACCACCGAGUGGUGCAGACCAGUUUAAAGAAACAGAACUGUUUGCUGUUGAGCAUUAUGUGAAUCCAUCUCAGCCUUCGUUGGAUGACCAGACAAUGAAUGCACAAGUUUUAAGAAAUCAGUUUACUAAACAAUCGAUGAUCGAAAACAAUGUGUCUUCAGUCCCGAAGACUAGAGAAACAAGCUCCUGUCUGAAGCAGCCAAUCAAUGAUAUCAAUUGUCCUGAUUAUAUACGAAAUGAUUCCGCUAUCCCAGACUACUUGCCAAACAAAUCAGGGGAUAAAAUUGAAAUGGGUGAUGUUCCAAAGGAAGCAAAAGCUUUUCAAAAUUCAGUUUCAGAUUGUGUUUUGAAUAGACCAGUUGAUCAAAUUGAUCAGAGUCACGUUCUCAAUGAUUUUGAAGAUAAACUUGUUAUGGGUUAUGUUCCGAAUGGAACAGUGGGAAAAUGUGGACCAGUUGAACAAUUAAUUAAGGAUAUAGAUUCAGACAGAACUGCGAAUCAGCCUUAUAGUAACCAUGUUCCAAAUAAAGAAAUGGGUGAAAUUAAAAUGAAUAAUAUAAAAUGUCCUAUUGGAAAAAUUGAUCAAUCUUGUUCCCACCAGGUUCCAAAUGAUUCCGUGGAUUCCUUUAACGUUAAUUCUGUUUUAAAUAAACCAAUGGACUUGUCUAACGUGAGAUACGUGAAGAAUGAUACCGCAAAAACAGAUUUAGAGUCAGAAAAACUUGAAAAUUUCUCAAAUUGCACCAAAGAUGUGAAUACAACCUCUCUUUUUGACAGUGACGUAGAUAGAAAAUGUAAUCCAGAAUUUGAAACUGAAUCAGGCACAAGUUCUGGGAGUUUUGCAAACAGGUCAUGCAUUCAUAACAGUGGCUAUGUUACUGCUGACAUGAUAAAUUCAGCAGGCUUUGUGUCUACUGAAGCUGUUGAGCAAGAGAGCUCAGGGGAUGAAGGGGAGAGGGAGGAAGUGAUCUUCAACAGUGGGUAUGUGUCUGCAGAAGCAGUUCUGGCCCUCUGAAUUUUUUUGCUUGAAGGAGAGAACAAAAGCUAUUGAUUAACUGUUUUUAUCUAAUUAAGUGUUUGCAUAAUAUCCAUUAAGAAACCGUUAUUCCAGAUUUGUUUUAUAUUUUUUAAAAUAAUGAUUUGUUUAUAGAUAUCAUAAAUGUAUACGAUCGUUAAUUUUUGCUUAUGGAGAAUCUGCUGGUUUGAAAUAAUUUACAUUACAUGAAAAAAAAAUAUUUCUUUGAUUUCAUAAAUUUUGAAAUAAUGUUAAUGCAUUCAUUUAAAUGCAAUCAUUCAGUAGACCAGUUUUUUUUUAGAUGCAUGUGCAAAGUUUACAUGUACUAUUGGCCCCACCGUCACCAACUUUCCUCAAGUUAUUCAGCCCAAAGACUAAGUUUUUACCUCUUUUAUGCACUUUUCUUUUCAGGAUUUGAGUUGGGACUGAGUUAUGGGAUUUGAAAUUUUUAGUUACGGUAAGGUCAUAUAUCAUUCCGACACCUUUUUCUUGAUUUGAAUUUUACGACUCUUUUUUUUAUAUCUACAAUGUAUUACUAAUGUAAAUUAAUUUCUAUGGUUAAAUUUUUGUAUAGUACCAAUGUAUUAUUGCACUUAUUUUGGUAAAAUAAUUCAAUCAACAUGCUUAAUGACAUCUGCGGGACAAUGAAAUUCAGAAGUGAACACUAACUUUUGUGAGUAUUCUCUCCCUUGAAGCUGAGCGACGUGUAAAGACUAAAGAGUUUAAAUACAAACCAUUUUUGGUUUACCUCAUAUAAACAUUUCAAAAUGCCAACAACUACCUUCACCAAUUUCAUGUUUUAUUGGUUUUAUUUUGAUUUGUUAAAAAAGCUCUAUCUGUUGGAUUUUUUUUUUUAAAUCUAAAUUUAAUUUUACUAUUUUUAUAGUUAAUUAUUUUCCCCCGUAAGUCUGGAAUCGUUGUGAUAAUUCUCACAGUUGCUGGAAUAACAUAUUGUACAACUUUAUAAGAAAAUAUCAAUAAUAUUGAAUCAAUGCCUUAUUCUUUUUUACUUUUGUGUCAAACGAAAUGAAUUUACAUCAUUAAAAGGAAUGAUUUAUUAAGUUUUAUUUUAGUUAUGCAGGUAUUGGACUGAAUCAUUUUCAUGCUCUAACGUGUGUCAAAUUAAUAUUCUGAAGUUAUUUGUCAUUGAAUUCAGAUGAAAUCUUAAACGUCUAUGAAUAUUUAUAUUAAUGUCAUAGGAAUUGAUUUUCAGUAUAAAGAAAUAAAAAUCCAUUAAAAACCCCGCUUAGAAAUUCUCUUGCUUGCAAAUUGGAGCAAUUAAGUGCAAUAAAAUUAUGUUUUUUAAUUAAUUAUUUAUAUCUCCAAUAUGUUUAAAUCUCACACAAUAUAACAUUAUUAAUAGAUGUCCCAUUUUACGCUAAAACAUCUCUUUGCUUUAAUUUCUACCUCAUUCCUUGACUUUUUGUUUUUGGUUGAAGCAUGGCCUUACGUAUGGUACCAGUUACUUACUUGAUUAAAUUUGAACAUAAUUUAGCCUUUUCUGAUUUUUUUCUGUAUAUAUGGCCAAGUUAAAAAUUUACUGACUGUACCAGACAAUACCGCCUGUCUAUCAUAAAUUAUCUUUUCAAACCUAUAUGUCUCAAUAAGGCAAGUUUCGGUUAGUUUUCGAGCUAAAGGCAUGAAAAAUCUUUUUAAAUGUAGUUGGCAACUGCUGAUACAAAACGGCUUGAUAUAAGAUUUCCAUCCCUUGGCCAAUAAAACUUAGACGAAGUCAUUAUUUUUAUCUCAGGCUCCCUUUUUAGCUCACCUGAACCGAAGGUUCAAGUGAGCUUUUCUGAUCACCUGUUGUCCGUCGUCCGUCCGUCCGUCCGUCCGUCUGUCUGUCUGUCCGUCCGUCUGUAAACUUUUCACAUUUUUGACUUCUUCUCUAGAACCACUGAGCCAAAUUUAACCAAACUUGAGACAAAGCAUCCUUAUGAGAAGGGGAUUCUAAAUUGUUAAAAUAAAGGUCACAACCCUUUUUAAAAGGGAGAUAAUUGCGAAACUGCGAAAAUUGGGUGGGUGUCUUAAAAAAUCUUCUUCUUAAGAACCACUACACCAGAUAUGCCAAUAUUUACACCAAAGCUUGUAUAUAUAGUGAAGAUUCUAAAUUGUAAAAAUCGCGAUCCCCGGGUCAAUACUGGGGUCCCAAGAGGGGUUCAAAGUUGAUUAAAAAAGACAAAUUUAACAUAGAAAUAUAUGGGGGGAAGUGUUUUUAAAAAUGUAUUCUCAAGGACUACAGUUCUAAAAUUAGUGAGAUUAAUAUACAAGUACCCUAAAAGUGUAGAUUCUAAAUUGUGAAAACCGUGAUCCCCGGACUAAUACUACAUACGGCCCCAAAAUAUGUUCAAAGUUAAACAUAGACUUAUAUAAUGGGAAAAUGUUUUAAACUCUUCUUUUUAAGAAUUACAAUGCUACAGUUUGUGAGAUUACUGUGCAAUCAUUCUGAGAUAGUGCAGAUUCUAAAUUGUUUAAAUCAUGUUUUAUUAAAAGAAGUAUUAAAAAAAAAAAAAAAAAGAAAUUUCCAUGAUAAGAUUAUCAUCGUUAAAUUAUCUGGUUACCCAUGUGUAUGUUUAUCGACUAGUUUUUUGGGUUUUUUUGGAAUUUCAAUCCCGACAUCAAUUACUCACAUAUCGGGAUACAAGUGAUCGGGAUCAAAGAUCAUAAAUUCAAACAACUUCAAAAAGGUGUGGAUCUUAGUUUUUACGAAGUUUUGAUUCACAAACACACAGUUAGGAAAGAUAAAGGAACAAAAGAUAUGGAAAAAAAGUAGGAAUCAUUGAUAGACUUUAUCAACUAUAUAUAGACUUUCCAUGUUUUUUGAGUUUAGUCUAUAAGACAGAUGAUCGAUGAAAAUGCAAAAUCUAACAUGCCUAAUGUCCUCAUCACACCUGCAAUAUUUUUAUUUAAUGAAUCGAUAAAGAAGCUUUUAAAGAUUGAAAUACAAAACAGAUGCCAAUAUCAUCUUUUAAUUAUUUAAUGAAUAUAAUUCAAUUUUUUCAGUGAAAUUGGAUUUUUUUUUUUACUGCAAAUGGGUAUUUUAGAGCUUAAAAUUCAGUCUCAGUUGAUGUGUGAAAUAAUUAUGAAUAAAAACAUGCCAAAGAUAAAAUUGUUUCUUCUUUUUAUGUAUUGUUUAAUAUAUGGCAAAAUCUUGAAAUAUAUGAGUUUUACAAUAUUUAUUCAGAGUUCACUUCAUAAUAAACCCUUUCGAAAUAAAAUGAUACAAGGACUAUUGUUCAGGUGAGCGAUUUGUGGCCCAUGGGCCUCUUGUUUACUAACAUAUAAUACACUCCCUUUCAAAAGGUAUAAGCUCGUCAACGGUCGAUGGAACCUCGCUAUUUUUUUUAUUAGUGAUAGUCCUGACUCUAUUAAAAUAGGCAACCUCUGAUUACAAUUGAAAGUCAGUCUAUCAGGUUUGAAAGUUUAAGUUCUUGUUUCUAUUGUAUUUACAUAUAUGUUUUCAACCUAUCAGGGUUUAUCCCGAUUACCACAUUCCUGUACAGCAAAAGCUCAGAUGAUUGUUGUUAUUAAAUUAAUAACAUUUUCUGAGUCCUCUUUUAUCCAUGUUUUUAUUUUUUUUUCACAUCGUAUACUCAUUAUA